Molecule: messenger RNA, 1224 nt
Organism: Populus nigra (black poplar)
Lineage: Eukaryota; Viridiplantae; Streptophyta; Magnoliopsida; Malpighiales; Salicaceae
Product: dihydroceramide fatty acyl 2-hydroxylase FAH1-like
Exons: 7
Coding region: 268-978 (236 amino acids)
Biological process (GO): lipid biosynthetic process; fatty acid metabolic process
Cellular component (GO): endoplasmic reticulum; membrane
Molecular function (GO): iron ion binding; fatty acid 2-hydroxylase activity
Source: RefSeq, a predicted model, not a curated record
UUAUGUGGCAUAAAAGAAUCAAAAUCGAGUUGGAAUCUACCAAUUUGAUUUUGAUUCUUUUAUGCCCAUAAUAAAAUCAACGGUCCACGUUUCUCCAAUCUCUGCUAUACUUGUUACUAUAUUUACUUCUUUUUCACUGCCACCCUUUCUUCCACUCAUUUUUUUUUGGCAACACACAAAGACAUAAGCUAAAACACCACAGCUUUGGUCUGGUUGUGGUGGUUUUUGUUUUUUGAAAGAGAAAAAGCUACACAACGAAGUCUCAAGAUGGUAGCACAGGAAUUCACUGUUGAUCUAGACAAGCCCCUUGUCUUCCAGGUUGGCCAUCUUGGAGAAACUUAUGAGGAAUGGGUGCACCAGCCUAUUGUAAGCAGGGAAGGCCCUAGGUUUUUUGAGAAUGAUUUUAUGGAGUCCUUGACACGCACUGUUUGGUGGGCGAUUCCUUCAAUUUGGCUGCCUGUUGUAUGCUAUUGCGUCAUAAAGUCUGCAAGGAUGGGGCAUGCGCUUCCUGAGAUAGCCUUAAUGGUGGUUGGUGGUGUUUUUGUUUGGACAUUGCUCGAAUACACUUUGCAUCGCUUCCUUUUCCACAUAAAAACAAAAAGCUAUUGGGGGAACACAGCACAUUAUCUUCUUCAUGGUUGUCAUCAUAAGCACCCAAUGGAUGGUCUCCGCCUUGUUUUUCCUCCAGCAGCAACAGCUAUUCUCUUGGUGCCUUUCUGGAAUAUGGUCUCGUUGUUUGCCACUCCUUCAAUUACUCCUGCUCUUUUCGGAGGUGGUUUACUGGGCUAUGUGAUGUAUGACUGCACUCACUACUACCUGCACCAUGGUCAGCCUGCAAAUGAUGUACCAAAAAAUCUCAAGAAAUAUCACAUGAACCAUCACUUCCGGGUCCAAGACAAGGGAUUCGGAAUCACUUCGGCGUUGUGGGACAGAGUUUUUGGAACACUUCCUCCAUCAAAAAUGGCAAAGAAAAUGUAGAUAAUUUAAUUGAAAGCCUAGCAUUACAUCUGGCAAGGGUCAACGUGGAGGGUCUGAAAUUCAUUUUUCUUUGUUCUUAAGUUUCGUUCAUCGGCCAUCCAUUGAUUUAAAUCAUGUUAAUCCAAGUGUUGUCUACCAGGGUUUUAGACUUGACAUGGACGUCAUCAAUUUUUGUCGUGCCCAUUGCCCCCCGGGAAGUUCUGUAUAAAUUAAGCUUGCUUUUUUAUUAAUUUGUUUUUGAGAAAA